Diversispora eburnea is the source of this 937-nucleotide messenger RNA. The record is from the annotation of a GenBank genome assembly. Lineage: Eukaryota; Fungi; Glomeromycota; Glomeromycetes; Diversisporales; Diversisporaceae.
AUGACAGAUAGAUAUGGUGUAAACCCCUAUAUUUUUGAUCCUUUUGUAUCAGAGUUUCUUACAGAACAAGAACUUUUUAAAGUAGUUAUUCCCAUCCCUGAAGUUUUUUCGAUUAAAACAACGGACACAGUAAAGUUAGCAACGAGAAAAGUUCCUAAUGAACCAAUAUUGAAUCAACGCGUACAAGUUCCUUCCACCGAAGAUUCUGCUAUUGAUAUGUUCUUGAAAUUGAUGGAUGCUAUUAACAAUCAAAGAUUAAUUUGUUUGGAAAGACCAGAAAGUUGGAGAAAACGUUAUGGGUUUGGAAGAGUUAAAGGUUGCCCAGACGCUAUACGCCGUAUAGCUAAUAAUAUAAAUCUCUUGAAAAAUCCAGAUGCUUCUCAGAUACUUUCAAUAGUAGAAAUUAAACCUGAACAGCUGAUGAGAAAUUUGAUAGGAUAUGGAGUCGAAUCGUCCGAGGCAUAUAAUACAGCAUUGACAGUGGAUGAUGACGGUUCAGUAGAAUAUGCAAGAAGUCAAAAAAUCAUUAAAAUCGUUAGGCAAACAUUUGGAUAUAUGGUCGUGACUUACGAUAUGGCUUGCUUACGACAUACAUUCGAACAUGGUUUUUUUACCGUCAACAUGCAAAGCAAAUCCGAACAUAAUUUACAUUUUCCCCGAGGUUUAUACUCAAUUUCGCAUUCUUCACCACCUAAUAUUGAAAGCAAGCUAGGAAAUGAUGUCACAACUGAAGAAAAGAAGUUGGCUAUUUUGGGUUUACAAACAAUACAUACAAGAGGGGUAAUGCAUGGAGAUAUUAGAUUAGAGAAUAUAAUGGUAAAGAGAGAUGAAUUGGUAGGUAAGACUCUUGUGUGGUGGAUCGAUUUUGCAUGGAGCAAAAUGGAAUGUAGUGAAAAAGAUCAGAAUAUAGAGUUGAAACGUUUUCUUGGUAUGACAG